Molecule: messenger RNA, 2132 nt
Organism: Daucus carota subsp. sativus
Lineage: Eukaryota; Viridiplantae; Streptophyta; Magnoliopsida; Apiales; Apiaceae
Exons: 3
Coding region: 71-1852 (593 amino acids)
Molecular function (GO): catalytic activity
Source: RefSeq, a predicted model, not a curated record
UUCUGUACACAACAACAGAUAUAUGUAGUGGGCAAUUGAGCAAUCAAGUUGAUUCUCCUGGCAGUGAAAGAUGCUACUUGUUUUCCAGUCCUCCUGGUUUCCCUGGAAUCCUAUUUUAACUACCAAAUUGGUGAAGCAGAAGCACUACACUUUCCAUUCCCAUGUGAAUCUCAAAGCACCAUGGAUAUACAGGAACAAGUUGAUUGUUGGUUGUUCCGGCGGGGUUGAAGGUUCUCCUCAAAUGGCUCCUGCUGAUGACAAGGAAAUAAUUGUUGGUGUAGAUGUACAAAACAAGUACACUUGCGAAAAUCUCUUAGAAAAUGAGAGAGAAGGUGAUACUAUGAUUGCUGAUUUCGAAGAUGUGAUAGAACAGAGUGUGCCUCCGCUGGUUAGUGCAUUAAAAGCUUCGGCAGAACAAAAUGCCGCCAGAUUUCACUUCCCAGGGCACAAUGAAGGACGAGGUGCGCCGUCAUCUUUAGUUCAACUAAUUGGUCUAAGACCUUUCCAACAUGAUUUGCCCGAGCUUCCGGAGCUUGACAACCUCUUUUCUCCAGAGGGGGUCAUUUUGGAGGCACAGAGAGAAGCUUCGACAUUGUUUGGAGCAUCAGAGACAUGGUUUCUUGUUGGGGGUUCUACUUGUGGAGUUCAAGCAGCCAUUAUGGCUACCUGUUCACCAGGAGACAUACUUAUCCUGCCUCGUAAUUCACAUGCAUCAGCUAUUUCUGCUAUGGUCUUAUCUGGCGCCGUUCCGAAGUACAUCAUCCCUCAUUAUGAUUUUAGUUGGGACAUUGCUGGAGGGACCAGUGUGGCACAGGUUGACAAGGCAAUUAAGGAAUUGGAAACAGAAGGACGAAAAGCAGCAGCAGUUUUUGUAACUUCCCCUACAUACCACGGUAUCUGCAGCAGCCUGAAUGAGAUAUCGAUACUCUGUCAUUCUCGCAAUAUCCCUUUAAUUGUUGAUGAGGCCCAUGGUGCACACUUUGGAUUUCAUUCAGAGCUUCCAUCUUCAUCACUUUCUCAAGGGGCUGAUCUGGUUGUGCAGUCCACUCACAAAGUGUUGUGCUCUUUGACACAGUCGUCAAUGUUACACAUGUCAGGAGAUAUUGUAGAUCGAGAAAGAAUCUGCAGAUGUCUACAGACACUUCAAAGCAGCAGUCCGAGUUAUCUGCUCCUAUCUUCAUUGGAUGCUGCUAGGGCACAAAUAAGUGACAAUCAACAUACUAUCUUCAACCAAGCUGUGAAACUGGCUUGUGAGGCAAGAAGACUGAUCCAAAAAAUUCCUGGAAUCUCAGUACUUGAUUUGCAGGUAUUUUCUAGUUUUCCUGCUAUAGAUCCAUUGCGAAUUACUGUUGGUGUUUGGGAGCUUGGUAUAUCUGGUUUUGAGGCUGAUGAUACGUUGGACAAGGAAUAUGGCAUUGUUUCAGAACUUGCUGGAAUGCAAUCUAUAACCUUUGUGAUCACGUUGGGAACUUGUAGAGAACAUAUUCAGAGGCUUGUGUUAGGAUUAAAGCAUCUUUCAGAAAUUUAUUAUCCAUACCAGGGUAGCAGAAAGGAAGAGAGACUGGAUGGUAGCCAGCAGUUGACGUGUUCCUUUAAAGAUAUAAAAAUAAGGUUAAGCCCAAGAGAAGCCUUCUUUGCAAGGAAGAGGACUGUGAGUUUCACAAAAAGUAUCGGGGAGAUAUGCGGAGAGUUGAUAUGCCCUUAUCCACCAGGAAUACCGGUGAUGAUUCCUGGCGAGAUUAUUACAGAAAAUGCUUUGGACUACCUGCUGCAGGUAAGGAACAAAGGUGGUGUCAUUAGUGGAGCUGCCGAUCCUUUAUUGGCCUCCAUUGUUAUAUGUGAUGGCAAGUAAAUUGCAGAAAAUGCUGGGGACAAUCUGCUGCAGGUAAGGAACAAAGGUGGUGUUAUCAGCGGAGCUGCUUAUUCUUAUCUACUAUCACUUUGUCAUCUCGAUGUCUUUGUGGCUUAUGAGUCGGGAGUUGGCCGAUAAUUCUUGUGUUUUUUUACAAAAUAUUCAAGUUGUAAUUGUUUUUUUUUUAGAGAAAUACGGUGUAGUUAUACAGGCGACUUCAAUUGCAACUCCGGUGAAAAAUAACUAAUUUCAAUUAGCUUUAUAGCCCGUGCGAGGCACA